Molecule: messenger RNA, 5418 nt
Organism: Vanessa atalanta (red admiral)
Lineage: Eukaryota; Metazoa; Arthropoda; Insecta; Lepidoptera; Nymphalidae
Gene: Frl
Product: formin-like protein
Exons: 17
Coding region: 200-3418 (1072 amino acids)
Biological process (GO): cell migration; regulation of cell shape; cortical actin cytoskeleton organization
Cellular component (GO): cytosol
Molecular function (GO): actin filament binding; small GTPase binding
Source: RefSeq, a predicted model, not a curated record
UCAUCUGUGGACGUGAUUUGCUUUUGCUUUUGUAUGUUGCGGUUUUCAGUUUGUUGAUGAGUUCGGUACAAGGCGCUCGCUAGUUAAAGAAUGUGACUUGUAUAAAAAAAGGAAACGUGCUUCAGUGUUGUUUUCAGUGAUAAAAAUGACCUGAUGUAAUUGUCGUGCUUGAUGGUGUCUAAUAAGUGUUUUGUGUAAAAUGGGUUUGAUAACGUCGAGGGAUCAGACAAUGCUAGACGGGCCGGUCGGGACGACCAAGAGUCACCAUGUACGGCAGCCGUCCACCAGGAAUCGAACCAAGCCUCCGAUGCCGGAUAGAGAUGAAUUGGAGAGUCGAUUCAUCAAAGUUUUGGCCUCAAUGGAUCUCCCGCCCGAUAAAGCGAAGCUGCUGCGCAAUUACGACCUGGAAAAGAAAUGGGAGAUCAUAUGCGACCAGGACAUGGUGCAGGCGAAGGACUCACCGGCUCAUUACCUCAACAAACUUCGAACCUACCUCGACCCUAAAGCCUCCAGGAGUCAUAGGAAAAGAAAAAUGGUGGGCGACUCCACAUCCACACAAGUUCUUAGGGAUUUAGAAAUAUCCUUACGAACCAAUCACAUAGAAUGGGUGAGGGAAUUCCUAAAUGAACAAAACCAAGGGCUCGACGUGCUGAUCGACUACCUGAGCUUCAGGCUGAGCAUGAUGCGGCACGAGCAGAGGAUAGCGCUUGCCAGGAGUCAGUCCACCGACGCUAUCAACCAAGCGAACACAACAACAUCAGACUGUAGUGCUCCGACUGAAAUCAGCGGGACCCUGAGUGCGACCUGGAGGCGACGUGCGCGGUCCGCUGAUUCGGACGGAGAAACAGUCGGCAGCCCCGCCGCGGCCAGGCGGCGGACGAGGCACGCUGCGAGGCUGAACAUGGGGGCUUCCACGGACGAUAUACACGUCUGUAUCAUGUGCAUGCGCGCCAUCAUGAACAAUAAGUACGGUUUCAACAUGGUGAUUCAGCACAGGGAAGCUAUCAACAGCAUAGCUCUUUCCCUAGUCCACCAUUCCUUACGAACAAAGGCGUUAGUGCUGGAAUUACUAGCGGCAAUCUGCCUGGUGAAGGGAGGCCAUCAGAUCAUCCUGUCCGCGUUUGAUAACUUCAAGGAAGUCGUCGGAGAGCCGCGGCGGUUCCACACAUUGAUGGAAUACUUCAUGAAUUAUGAUACGUUCCACAUCGAAUUUAUGGUGGCGUGUAUGCAGUUCGUGAAUGUCAUAGUUCACUCGGUUGAAGAUAUGAACUUCAGGGUGCACCUGCAGUACGAGUUCACGGCGCUCAAGCUAGACGACUACUUGGAGAGGCUGAGGCUCUGUGAAAGCGAGGACUUGCAAGUACAAAUCUCGGCCUACCUCGACAACGUGUUCGACGUGGCGGCGCUCAUGGAGGACAGCGAGACGAAGACGGCGGCGCUGGAGAAGGCCAACGAGCUGGAGGAUGAACUUGGACAUGCUCACGAGCGUCUAACAGCACUGGAGCGCGAAGCCAUCGCGAAGCAGGCGACGCUGGAGGCCGAGCUGGCGCAGGUGCGGCACGAGAGGGACCAGCUCGCUGAGGCCAGGAGGCAGGUCGUGGAGGAGGUUUCGACACUGAGGCGAGCGCAGCAAGAUUCAAGGAACAGACAGUCGAUGCUCGAAUCUAAAGUUCAGGAGUUGGAAUCUCUCACUAAAUCAUUACCGCGGGGUGCUUCGAUGGGUGCUAUUUCUACACACGCUCUAUGUAACGGUACCGUCAACGGUCACGUGUCGCCACCUGGAACUUUAACCAACGGAGACGCACACCAACCCCUACCUAAACCGCCAACUCCCCCUCCAGCACCAGUAUUACCACCUCCACCGCCAGCACCACUACCUCCGCCUCCUCCCCCUCCGCCGGUCAUAGCCCCACCGCCUCCAGCCCCGCCGGCUCCUCCCGCGCCAGGACUGAUGCUGCCCCCCCACCACACAGACGCCAUGACGAUUAAGAGGAAAGUGGACACGAAAUACAAGUUACCGACGUUAAACUGGAUCGCGCUAAAACCAAAUCAGGUGCGCGGCACGAUCUUCAACGAGCUGGACGAGGAGCGGCCGCGGCGGCGCAUCAACUUCGCGGAGUUCGAGGAGAAGUUCCGCAUCGGCGGCGCGGGCGGCGGCGGCGCCGCGCUCGUCAGCGACGACGCGCUCGCGUCCUUCCCCAGCAAGCGCUUCCGCCGCCCCGACACCGUGUCGCUGCUGGAGCACGCGCGCCUGCGCAACAUCGCAAUCUCCCGAAGAAAACUAGAUACUCCAGUGGAAAAAGUAAUAGCGGCGAUUCACACGUUGGAUCUCAAGCAGUUACCUCUCGAGAGCGUCGAGAUCCUCCAGCGGAUGGUUCCGACGGAAGCUGAGCAGAAGGCGUACAAGGAAUACGUAGCGGAAAAGAAAAACAUCAAUCAAUUGACCGAGGAAGACAAAUUCCUCAUGCAGUUGGCCAAAGUCGAAAGAAUAUCAGCAAAACUAUCCAUAAUGAGUUACAUGGGCAACUUCUACGACAAUAUUCACCUAAUCACGCCGCAAAUACACGCUAUAAUAUCCGGUUCGUCCUCGGUCAAGUCGUCGCAGAAGUUACGGAAUGUUCUAGAAAUAAUAUUGGCUUUCGGUAAUUACCUGAAUAGCAGUAAACGUGGUCCAGCGUAUGGAUUCAAACUUCAAUCACUGGAUACUCUUAUGGACACAAAGUCGACGGACAAGAGAGUGUCGCUGUUGCAUUACAUCGUGGCGACGAUACGACAAAAUUUCCCAGAACUGCUGAAUUUCGACACUGAACUCAUGUAUAUCGACAAAGCAGCACAAGUGUCGCUGGAGAACGUGGUGGCGGACGUGUGCGAGCUGGAGCGCGGCAUGGAGGCGGCGCGGCGGGAGGGGGAGGCGCGCGGGGCGGCGCACGUGCUGCGCGACUUCGUGGCCAACGCCGUGGACAAGCUGCGGCGCCUGCGGGCCGAGACCAAGCACGCGCAGGAUUCAUUCGCGGCAUGUGUGGAGUACUUCGGCGAGGCCCCGCGUAGCUGUGACGCGAACGCGUUCUUCUCUCUACUAGUGAGGUUCACUAGAGCGUUUAAGCAAGCCGACAUGGAGAACGAGCAGCGUCGGCGACUGGAGCAAGCCGCGCACGCCGACAGCCUCGACCCCGUCAAGGCCAAGCUCGCGCAGAAGAAACAACAGGAAGCUGUAAUCAACGAAUUAAAAACGAAGUCACAGGCCGUCGGCGAAAAGAAACUUCUUCACCAGGACGAAGUCUACAACGGAGCCCUAGAGGACAUCUUGCAUGGGUUACGAAGCGAGCCCUACAGGCGUGCGGACGCCGUGCGGCGUUCCCACAGGCGCAGGAUUAACUCCCACCGGCUCUCCAAAGGGCUCGAGGAACUAGAUGUAUGAUACGAGCUGGAAUCCAGCGAGCCGCUGGAUUUCUCAGUACAGAACGCAGUCAUGUCCAUAAACGCGAAGUGUGGCUUCUUUACCACGAAAAAGCGCAGGAAGGACUUGGAAAUGGUCCACAAGAAACCAAUAGCCAUCUACAACAUAGAGGAUAAUAUAGAUUUCCCAACUAACGGGGAGUUUUGUGGUAACUCUGGCAACACUGGACGAAAACCUAAAGCGUCCACUUACAAAGUCGCGCCAACUGAUUACGAGGUGGAGGAACGCUGCGAACUCAUCAAAUCUACUUACGAAGUUAUAUCGAAAUACACACGAGCCAUGUUCGACAAACAAAAUGAAACCGUCGUAUAAAUGUGCCUCAAAUUCAAAGUUUUUUUUUGGCUGAAUGAUAAAUUAUUCACUUUCGCAUAAAUGAUAUAUAUUAUACACAAAUGCAUCACCAACUGCAACUUCGCGCAACUUCAAAGAACACUGAGAAACAGUAGUUAAAGCUACGUCUCGCGUUCUUGUUUGUUGUAAAAAUUAGUGAUGUGUUUGAUAGUGAAUGCUGUGAUGAUAUUUCCCCGUAUUGCCGUUUUGAACGUUGAGUGCUAUUUUAAUAAGUGCAAUAUUGACAAAAGACAAACAUUUGAUACACCCACAAUUCAUUCCACCAAUAUCCACAACGAUAUUUUGCUAAAAACUGUUUUAUAGCUUUUCUUAUUCAUUUACAACAAAAGCUUAGCUUGUACGAAUUUACAAUUAACGGACGUGGCACAGAUGCAGCCGUCUAGCUUUUGCACGGAGCAUUGAAUGGAGUACGAUGUUUCGACAUUUAGUUUACGUAGAGGAAAUAGUACCGCUAGUUUGUAAAAAUGGCCUUUUAAUAUAUACGCACAAUUUUUAUCCAAUUUUUGUAUAAUCCAUUGUAAUUUUUACACGUUUAUAAUCGUAUUACCAUAGGCUAUGUCUAACAAUAUUUACAAUAAGGAAUAAUUUUUAACAAACUUAUAAAAUAGUAUUUAUUUCUUACCGAUAAAGUGCAAAUUCGUGUGACUCAUUGCAUUUAUGUUAUUAGCAUUUUGUGUUUACCGUUGUAUUAAAUAUUCCUUUUUAUGGCAACAUUGGAACCUGUUGAAAAAGUUAAAUUGGUUUAAUUCAUUGUGAUAUAAUAAAAUCAGUAUAUUCAUGCCAUUUUUUUGAUUUUCCAUUAGUCCGUAAUCUUUGUUUGGUUAUAAGGUUUAAACAAAUAUUUAUUUGUAUUUUUUUCGGUCAAUUUCUUAAUCAUGCGGUUCCGCUAAAAUCGUUGGCGAUUUCUGUAUUUGCAGCUAUUUGCACACACACAAACACAAAAAUUGCCAAUAAUUUUUUAGAGGAGACGCAGCUUAACAUGACAAAUUCCAUAGAUUUAAGGCUUUUCAAAAGAUCUGUUUCAUUUAAGUUUAUUGUAAUUAUUAAUUUAUAGAUUUGGUUGAGUAAAUUAGUUUAGUCUCCAUAAUUUGUUUGUUUGUAAAUAUUUUGCCGCGUGUUGCAUCAGUUAAGUUGAAGUAUUCAUUGUAAAUAUUGUAUUAUUUUCCGUAUUACUCAAGUUACUUGGGAUUUAAACAAGAUAUGAUUUUUAUUGAAUUUUGCAUGAACCGAUUCGCACAGUGUAUAUGUUAUGAAUAUUAAUAUAUAAAAAUAUAUUAAAGUUUUAAGCACCUUUACAUUAAAAGACUCCACAUUGUUUUUUAUAAAUAUUUAAGAUACAUAUUUUAUUCGAAAUUGUUUGUCAAUGUUUCCUUUAAUUAAGACAAAUUGUAUACAAUGGUGCUUUUUGCACGGUCAUAAUUACAUAAAUUACAGUUUUUGGUUGUUAUGUUACAAAUAAAAUUUUUGUUCAAGUCAGUAUGACAGUUAUCUAAAUUUAAAUUACAGGGUUUAUUUGAAACAAUAAUAUGUAUUCGAAACGGCGAGAAAAUAUAAAAUUAUAAUUGUAAUUGAUAAAGUUAUUUGCAAAUUGCAUAUUUCUACGUAAUCUC